Molecule: messenger RNA, 2520 nt
Organism: Stegastes partitus (bicolor damselfish)
Lineage: Eukaryota; Metazoa; Chordata; Actinopteri; Pomacentridae
Exons: 5
Coding region: 136-1962 (608 amino acids)
Molecular function (GO): GTP binding
Source: RefSeq, a predicted model, not a curated record
GCACUUGUUCUGAGGUCCUAAUGAGAAAACGGGAACGCCCAUGUGUUGGCUAGAAAAGUGAAGUGACAGGAAGAAAAGAAUCACAUGUGAGCAGAACAGCACCGGCCGGGUCCGCUGAGCUUCUGGCUUCUCAACAUGAGCGGGAUGAAUGAUCACGGGUACAAAGGUGCCACAGAUCUAUACGAAAGGAGGAUUGUUCUGGUUGGGAAGACCGGCGUGGGCAAGAGCGCAGCAGGAAACACCAUCCUCGGGAGGGAAGCCUUCGAGUCGGACCUCUCUCCGUCCUCCCUGACGGCUGAAUGCCAGAAAGCAAAGGGAGACGUUGACGGUCGGAAGGUCGCCGUCAUCGACACCCCGGGGCUGUUUGACACAAACUUCACUCAAGAAGAAGCGCUGAAUAGGAUCAAGAUGUGCAUCUCACUGUCUGCCCCUGGUCCUCACGUCUUCCUGGUGGUUCUUCAGCUGGGCAGGUUCACCCAGGAGGAGAAGGACACAGUCAAGAUGAUUCAGGCCACAUUCGGUGAAGAUGCAGCCAAAUACACAAUGGUGCUGUUCACACAUGGAGACCAGCUGAAGAAGCAAACCAUAGAGGGCUUCAUUUCAGAGAGUCCCGACCUGAAAGUUCUCAUUAAAACGUGCUACAACAGAUACCACGUUGUCAACAAUGAAAUCAAAGAUUCCCAGCAAACCAGUGAGCUCCUGGACAAAAUUGACAAGAUGACCAUGGCUAACAAUGGCAGCUGCUACACCAAUGCAAUGUUUGAGAAGGCAGAGGCAGCCAUAGAGAAGGAGAAGGAGCGGCUUCUGAAGGAGAUGGCGGCCCAGAGGCAGAAAGAGCUGGAUGAGCUGAGAGCCAGAUAUGCAGGAAGGGCCUUCUUCAGGGAGGAGAGGUGGGUGCACAUGAGGUACGAGCGUGAAGCCAGGUCUCGAGCCGAAAGGUCCAAUGACUUCACCGCAGCACCAACCAUAGCCGUAGCGACAGCCUGCGGUGCCGCCAUUGGAGGCGUGCUGGGAAUUGCAGGAGGUCCAAUCGGUCUGGCCAUUGGAGUUGCAGCUGGAGCUGCAGCUGGAGCAGCUGUUGGUGCCAUAGCAGUGAGAGUCUCCGAUCGCUGCCAUGUGCAGUUAGUUCCUGCUCAGCCAGUAGAUUUGACACUGAUCACAGAAACGAAGGCCUGUGAUAGAUCGGAGAGCUGUCCAGGAUCUCGCAAGCAGAGCAAGUGUGAAGAAGUUCGAAUCAUUUUGGUGGGAAAGACAGGAGGAGGGAAGAGCGCAGCAGGAAACACCAUCCUGGGAAGAAAAGCCUUCGAGUCCGAGCUGUCCCCAUCCUCCUGGACGGUCCAGUGUAAGCGAGCUGAGGGGGAGGUGGACGGGCGACGGGUCGCCGUCAUCGACAGUCCAGGCCUGUUUGACACCGAUGCCAGCGAAGAAGAGGUGCUGAAGAAGAUUAAAACAUGUAUGUCUCUGUCUGCUCCUGGUCCUCACGUCUUCCUGCUGGUUCUGAAGCUGGGUCGGUUCACUCAGGAGGAGGAGGACAGCAUGAAGGCGAUUCAAAGAACGUUUGGCGAAAAGGCCGCCGAGUACUCGCUGGUGCUGUUCACACACGGAGACAAACUGAAGAAACACACGAUCGAAAGCUUCAUUUCAAAGAGUGAGAAACUCAAAGAGCUCCUUCAGGUUUACUGCGGCAGAUAUCACGUCUUCAACAACGAGGUGGCCGACCAGCAGCAGACCAGCCAGCUGCUGGAGAAAAUCGACAGAAUCAUUUUGGAGAAUGGUGGCGGCCACUACACUGCAAAGAUGUUCAGAAAGGCCAAAAGGGAGUCAAAGAAAGAAAAAAGAAGACUUUCAAAGGAGCUGAAGGCAGCAGAGCAACAGAGGAGGAGCAUCCUGGAGGCUGAAGUCCAGGAAGAGAUGAAGCUAAGAGGUCAGUCAAAGAACAGCAGCAGAUGUCUGGUGCAGUAGGAAAUCCAGGAUGGUGGUCAGAAUCAGGUAAAGCAUCUGGACGCCACUUAGGAAGGAAGGCUACCGUUGGAGGGCGUACAGGAGGGAAGGAGCAUUCCCUCUGUCUGAGUAUUCACUGCUAGAGCUGAAGGCACACUGGUUCAGAACACAGGACAUUACAGGACAUCUGACGCCUUGUAGGCCACCGUGACGUCCACGUCUUCCUGUCAGCAGCAGAUAAUGAAGGCACCAGCACGACUAGUAUUCACUGGUCCUCUAGUUUUAUAACUUUGGUAUGGUUUAGGUUUUACUAAUUCUUAGAUCUUACUUUAAAACCAGAAUGACCUGCUGAGCCCCGUCUAGCCCGCAGAGUACAGCUGGCCUGAGGGUUUAGACAGGAAACACCUGAAACAACACAUCCAUGUUUGUUCUGCUGGCCUUAGUCAUACCUACAUGCUAAAUGACAAAAAUGACAUUUACAUACUCACGACUCGUAGUUUUAGGUCGUAAAGUUGUUGGUUUUAACCCUGACCUGGGUCCCGACCUAACCCUGACCUAACCCUGACCUAACCCUGACCU